Saprolegnia parasitica CBS 223.65 is the source of this 624-nucleotide messenger RNA. RefSeq lists its product as hypothetical. The transcript has 6 exons. The record is from RefSeq and is a predicted model, not a curated record. Lineage: Eukaryota; Oomycota; Saprolegniomycetes; Saprolegniales; Saprolegniaceae. The coding region runs from base 1 to 624 and encodes 207 amino acids.
AUGCUGGUGGUGUCGGGUCUCGGCCGGCGUGCGCUGCGUGGGCCGUUCGCCUCGCGCAUGGCCGCGGCGCCCAUGUCGUCCUACGUCACGAACGCCCCAGAGCCCAAGUACCAAGUGCGGACGGUCGACACGGUCAUCUUUGAAUCGAAUGCCAAGUGGCCCCAGUACAUUGGGAAGGGCAGUGCGAUCCAGAUGUACACGACGGCCGCGCUGAGCGCACAGAUCCUUGUGACGCUUCCCGAGUCGGCAUCCUUGCUCGAGAAAAUCGCCACGGCCGGGCCGUUGGUUAGCUUGUCGGCGGUCAUCUUCUUUGGCGCCAAGUACCUUGGUGAGCGCGUGAUCACAAACGUGACGUCCUGCCGCACUAUCGGCGAGCGCGACGAGUUUUUGAAGAUUCAAGUCGCCGGCGGUCUUCGCCCCAAGACGUUCCAGUGCUACCCCAAGGAUAUGAAGCUCGUCGCCAAGGAUGAGAAGGGCAUGUGCACCGUCAAGAUCCAGCGCACGACGUUCUGGCUCGACACAAGCAAGGCCAAUGUCCUCCAGGAGCAGUCGCUCAAGAUCCUCAUGGACGGGAAGCCCCUCCUCGUGCGCAAGGGCAAGGUCAAGAAAGCGGCGCGCGCAUAA